AUGCCUUGUGAGGACGUGUCGCUUUCCUUCAUCAGGAAGCACCAUUUCAAGGAUUCGCUAGCGUUAUUGGUGGUUUUUCUAAGCUUCAACCAUAUUGCGUCUUUAUUAUUGCUAGUAUCAUUCAGCAUUGUGACGCGAUCGCGCAACUUUCUGUCGGAAUGUUUCAUCCGGUUCUUCUUGCCCAAGAGCCAUUACAAUGGGUUUAUCAAUGACGACGAUUAUCAGAUCAAACCGGUGUGCGGUGGGUCUGUUCAGGUUGCUAGUGGGAAUUCAAAUGCUAGUGGGAAUGCGAAGAUUCCGAAGAAGAAAUUGGGGGCAGCAGCAGCGAAGCAGCAGCAACAACAACAGCAACAACAACAACAACAACAGCAACAACAGCAACAGCAACAACAGCAGCAACAGCAAUCACACCAUCAACAGCAGCAACAGCAGCAGCAGCAACCAACAGUUUUGAUUUCUGGCGGUGUGGAUCGGCCAUCGAUCUUGAGCGGUGGUGGAGAUAUAGGCAAGUCGAAGUAUGCUUCGUCGAAGAAGAAGAAGGUGUUUCUGUUGAUCCAGGAACUGUUGGUGGCAUCGUUGUUGAGAUACUAUGGGGAUAAGUACUUUUCGGAGCCUAUAGAGAAUUUAGCGAUGUCGAUUGUGGCGUCGUGUUUGGUGAACGAUCCGAAAGAUGCGCUCAGUGUAGCAACGACGUGUUCGAUAAUGUACGCAUUGUCCACGCAGUGGAUACAGAAGCUGAUGAUGAUUUUAGACAUCAAGAACACUUUUAUAGGGUUUCCAGCGAGGCCUUCGUCGGCACGCUUGAUAGAAAAGUACCCGCAACUCAUGCAUAAGCUGCCUGCGAUCUUUGAAGUUUUGUCGUUUUCGAGCAAGUACAUCAGGUAUGCGUCUUAUUUGGCGUCGUUCCAUGUGGUGGUGUCACAGAUCAAGCAGAACCUAAUAGUGCAAUCGUAUGAGCGCAAGAGUGAGAGCAUCAAUAGCAGUAAUAACAAUAACAAUAACAAUAGCAAUAACAAUAGCAGCAACGGCAGCACCAAUGGAGCGGAAACUCCCGGUGCAGCAGCAACCGGUGGGGCGAACAAUAGCGGUGAGAACGGGGCCAACGGCUCGCCUGCACUCACACCAGUUAAAGACACCUCUACUUCUAAUUCCCAUACUAAUGCUGGCAACGGCAGUGGUAUUCAAGCAGCUAGCAUGACGCAAGCGGCCAGCAUAUCGUCUAUUGUGUCUAAUGGUGCUGCUGGUUCUGCGGCAACAGGUACUGUAAGUGGUGGUGGUGGCGGUACUACCCCAGGCGGUACCCCAACGAACGGUUCCGUUUUUUUACAACCACUGCCUAUCUACUCAUCUUUGGUUAAAGACUCUUCGGUAAACGAUAUCAGCAUUACUUCACCAUCUGCUUCUAAUAACCAAACCUGGGUUCCCAACAUCACGACUGCAUUUUCAACGGACCACAAUCCGGACCACCGCAAUGACCUUUCUAACCAAGUAUACAACUUGGAGUUGAACCUUGACUCACAGGAUAAUUGUCCCAACCUUUCGACGAUCUCGACUGUUAACCUGCAAAACUUCGUCAGACAAUUGUUCCGGUGGAAGAACCACCAUAUCAUCCCUCCAAUCUGGGCCAUAUUCACAGCAACACAGACUUUGAUUUCGGAGAAGAACAACAUCAAGGUCUCGAAUGACAACGUUGCUCCGUUGACCACUACGGUUGCUGUUGACGACGAUAAAAUUGGGCCUACAGUGGGGAACAACAACAACAACGAGACAAGUGCGAACUCAGAACUGUCUCCGGUCAGUUCGGGUGCGAAUGGGAACGGGAACGGGAACGGGAACGGGAACGCGAAUGGCAUUGGCCAAGCCCAGGGCAAAGGUGUUUUCAGCAGCAAGUCUAUCUCGGACUCCAUGACGUUAAUUGCACCGGCAAUGGACGAUUACCACAAGUUAAACUUGGUGUCUACGGAAUUCAAGAACGACUACAGAGUGUGCAUCACGUUUAUUGGGUCGAACUCGAUCACAUUCCGGAUCGAUAGUCUUUUUGAAGGCGAGCUUAUCGUGCUUGUGAACGGGGUCAUAUGGUCGCAAGUCGGGUCUGCCAUCGUGCCUAGCGUUCCGGGACAAGAGUAUACGAUUGUGAGCGGACUUGUUCCGCUAUGCUCCUACGACAUCCAGUUCAUCAACCGGUUGAACGAGCUCGAGGACUACCUCAUCGCGGACCUCAUGGUAAGAACCAUCGGCAAGAGCGGCGACCAAGAGGCCCUCGACCUCAGCUUCCCGUCGUACUACCAUCGGAAGUUCUUGUCGCCGAUUCUCACUUUGCAGCACUCGAUUCUAACGACGAACGCGAACUUGGCUGAGGAAAGGGCCAAGCUGAAGAAAACGAGAAGAGAGGUGACGAAGAAGCUCAACACGAUGAAGCAGGACAUCGAGACGUUCAAGUCGAAGCUCGAGUUCAACGUGACGCAGGACGAGAAGAGCGCGUCCAAGGUGGAAAACUUGAAGAUGGCUUUGAAACAGGGCGAGAACCAAACGGCGCAGUUGGAGAACAAGUUAAAGCAAUUGACACAGGAGGAGAGCGAACUCGAGGAGGUAUACUUGAUCGAGAAGGACCGUCACUUCCAAAGGACGUUGGAAUGCAGCAAGGCUGAGGACCAAUGGAAGAUGAAGGUGAAGGAGACCGAGUCGCAAUUGAACAAGUUGAAGCAAGAGUUGCAACAGUUGCAGGUGAAGAAGAGCAAGAGUGUGAACAAGCACGUGAAGUUGCAGAAGGAAGUUGAUCAAAUGAACGACGAUUUCCACAAGUACAGUGCUGCGUUUUUGGAGAAGAGGAACAAAGAGCGUGUGGAGCGGAACCAGCUGCGUUCGCGCGAGGCGACGGACCUUGAGUUGAGAAUCAAGGGUCUUGAGCAGGAUAUCAGCCGUUUGGAGGGCGAAGCCAACCAGCUCCACCAGAUCAUACAGAACGGCGCCUUCUAG
Messenger RNA from Kluyveromyces marxianus DMKU3-1042, 2976 nucleotides. It is a transcript of the gene NNF2, whose product is annotated as Nnf2p. The transcript has a single exon. The record is from RefSeq and is a predicted model, not a curated record. Gene Ontology annotation, cellular component: nucleus. The coding region runs from base 1 to 2976 and encodes 991 amino acids. Gene Ontology annotation, biological process: regulation of telomere maintenance. Lineage: Eukaryota; Fungi; Ascomycota; Saccharomycetes; Saccharomycetales; Saccharomycetaceae.